AUGGAUGAAAUUGAGAUACCUCAGUAUUUUCUCUGUCCCAUAUCCCUUCAGAUCAUGAAAGAUCCAGUCACCACCGUUACCGGUAUCACAUAUGAUCGGGAAAGCAUCGAGCAGUGGUUGUCAGCGGCGGCUCAGCCAAGCACAACCUGCCCAAUAACAAAGCAGCCUUUGCAUAGAGACUCAGACUUGACACCAAAUCACAUGCUCAGCAGGCUGAUCCAAUCAUGGUGCAUUGCCAAUGAUAGUGGAAUUGAUCGAAUACCGACCCCGAAAUCUCCCAUCAACAAAUCCAACGUUGUUAAACUCAUUCGGGAUCUCGAAAAUCCUGUUUUGUAUGCAAACUCUUUGAAGAAAAUGGAUGAACUUACCAGCGAGAGUGAAAAGAACAGAAAGUGCAUGGCCGAGACGGGAGCAGCCAAGGCCAUGAUUACAUUCGUUUUACGUCGCUUCCGGGAAGGUAAUAUCAUGAAAGAUCCAGUCACCACCGUCACCGGCAUCACAUAUGAUCGAGAAAGCAUCGAACAGUGGUUGUCAGCGGCGGCUCAGCCAAGCACAACCUGCCCAAUAACCAAGCAGCCUUUGCAUAGAGACUCAGACUUGACACCAAAUCACAUGCUCAGCAGGCUGAUCCAAGCAUGGUGCAUUGCCAAUGAUAGUGGAAUUGAUCGAAUACCGACCCCGAAAUCUCCCAUCAACAAAUCCAACGUUGUUAAACUCAUUCGGGAUCUCGAAAAUCCUGUUUUGUAUAUGAACUCUUUGAAGAAAAUAGAUGAACUUACCAGUGAGAGUGAACAGAACAGAAAGUGCAUGGCGGAGACGGGAGCAGCCAAGGCGAUGAAUACAUUCAUUUUACGUCGCUUCCGGGAAGGUAACACUACAGGUCUGGAAGAAGCAUUGAGGAUUCUCCAUCUAACCUGGAAUCCAACUCCUGAAAACAAGCAGCUGUUCAAAGAGAAUUUCGAAUUCCUUCAAUCCAUAAUAUGGAUUCUGAAGACUGAAUCAGAAAACAGCCAAACACGCAAAACUCAAGCGGUUAUAGUCCUGAAAAUGAUAACAGAAAUUGCAAGUUCAAGCCUGUUGGAGAGACUAAAACUCGAUUUCUUCAAAGAACUCUUAAAUAUUCUACGAAAAACGAUAUCCCAACAGGCCAUAAAAUCUGUCCUACAGACCCUAAUAGAAGUCUGUCCACUGGGAAGAAACAGAAUGAAAAUAGUUGAAGCUGGUGCAAUUUUCCACCUUAUUGAGAUGGAAUUAUCAGGCCACCGCCAGGAGAAAAAGUCGACGACCGAGCUUAUAUUCUACCUGUUGGCACAAUUAUGUUCAUGUGCCGAUGGAAGAGCACAACUGAUUAAACAUGCUGGUGGCAUAGCCAUGGUUUCUAAAAGAUUGCUGAGAGUUUCUACUGCAACAGAUGAUAAAUCACUGCAUAUUCUUGCUUUGAUAUCUCGAUUUUCGGCUACUCGGGAAGUUUUAAUGGAGAUGUUGAGUGUUGGAGCAGUCUCAAAAAUUUGCAUGGUGAUUCAAGCAGAUUGUGCAGAUUAUCUGCAGAAGAAAGCAAGAGAUAUAUUGAGGUUGCAUUCUAAUGUUUGGAGUAAUUCUCCAUGCAUACAAGUCUAUCUCUUGACUAGGUACCCUAGAUAA
Fraxinus pennsylvanica is the source of this 1641-nucleotide messenger RNA. The record is from the annotation of a GenBank genome assembly. NCBI's taxonomy places the organism in Eukaryota, Viridiplantae, Streptophyta, Magnoliopsida, Lamiales, Oleaceae.